This is a messenger RNA of Paramecium pentaurelia, 2020 nucleotides long. NCBI's taxonomy places the organism in Eukaryota, Ciliophora, Oligohymenophorea, Peniculida, Parameciidae. The record is from the annotation of a GenBank genome assembly.
AUGGAGAGUAUUAAAGAUUUAAAAAACUUGAUGUAUAAUCAUUUACUUAUUAUUAAAGAGGUCACAAUUUUAAUGCUGGAAAUUUUAGUAAAUAUAUGAUAAACAAUGAUUUUGCUGAUGUUGAUUAAUUAAUUAAGGAUUGUCAAUUAGAAAAUACAGGUCAAAGAUUCAAUAUCUGGAGACUAUUUUUAAGGUAAUCAAUUAUUUAAAAUUAGAAUAUAUUCAAAAGAGGAUUCAUUUUCAUAAAAAAUAGAAAAGUUAACGAAACUUAGAGAAAAUUAUAAAGAAUUAGAAAAUAAACAUUUGAAAAAUUCGAAUCCUUAAUCCCAAAAUAAACCUGAAGAUUCAACUAAAAAAGGACCAUUAGGAGGUCCACUUGGAGGUCCCUUAGGUGGUGGCAAAUAAAAAUAAUAAUAGUCUAAUGCAAUUGAUAAUGUAGAAUUAAGAAAUGAAAUCAGAAAAGAUGUUGAAAGAACUUAUCAAGAAUUUGAAUUCUUCUCUUCAAAAAGGAUAUAAUAAAUACUUACAACAGUAUUAUUUCUUUGGUGUAAAGAAAAUAGUGAAAUAUCAUAUAGACAAGGAAUGAAUGAAAUAGCUGCUUCAUUAAUAUAUAUAUAUACUAUAGAAGCAUUAUACAAAGAAGAAGUAGAAAAAUAUGAAGAAGUAAACUAAUAUUAAAAAUUAUUAGGCAACUGAAGAAGAAAUAAAUAUUCUUUUGUUAUUUAAUUCUUGGGAAUAUGCUGAACCUGAUAUUUAUGCAUUAUUUACUGCUUUAAUGAAUGAUGCACAACAUAUGGAGAUGUUUAGACCUAAUUACACAGAAUAACAAAAAAUUAAACUGUAAAGUAAGAAACCAAGUGCAAUUUUAACAAGAGUUGCUAAAUUAUAAGAUAUUCUAUUAAAAUAAGUUGAUUUACAAUUAUUUAGACAUUUAAAACUUCUUUAAGUUGAAUUUUAAAUCUUUCUAUUAAAAUGGAUAAGGUAUAGUUUAUUAUUCAUUUUAUAGAUGUAUGUUUACAAGAGAAUUAUCAUUAAUAGAAUCAUUUCAUGCUUGGGAUGCAAUAUUUUAGGAUUUCUUUAUAUAAUAAUGUGAUACAUUAUUCUUUGUAGAUUGUAUAGCUAUGGCUAUGAUAAUUUACUUAAAAAAUCAAUGUAAUUUCUUAUAAAUUAAAAAUUUUUAGUAAUGGAAAAUGAAGAAUCAAGUUAAUGUUAUCAAAGAUUCUUAAAAUUCCCAAAAAUAUCAAAUCUUUCUAGUUUAUUAGAUACAGCAACAUAAAUAAGAAAUAUAUUGAUUUCUUAAAAGUCUUCAAAUAAUUUAGAUGAUAAUGUUGAGGGAGCAGAAAAGAUAGAAAAAUUAAUUAGUCCUGCAUUUUUUGUUCCUGAUAAAGUAGAUACAGAUUCUAAAGUUUAAUAAGAUAAAAUUAAAAGUAAUGAAUAACCUUAAUAAUCUUAAAUAAAACAACAAUCUGUUUAAUAAUAAGUAGUAACUCAAAAUGAAGAAGAACAAUCAUAAUCACCUUAAUCAUAAAUAGUUGAAAAAUAACCAAUAAAAUAAUAAGAGCAAUAAACAGUAUUUUUUGAUGACAAAAUUAUGUAAACAAAUACAAAGGCAUAAAAGUCAUAAUUUAGUGUAGAAGAGAAUGUUUAAUAGAAAGAAUCAGUAUAGGAGAAUGAAGAUAAAUAAAAGCAAAUAAAAUUAUCAAUAAAGGCAGUGUAAGACAUUUGCACAACUAUAGAAGAAGCCUUUAAUGUGAUUAAAAAAAGUAAUGAAAGGUAUUUUGAUGUUCUAAUUAAAUUAGUUAAAAUCAUUAAGAAUUAAUAAUAAGUUUGGCUGAACUUAAAUCAUAUUUGACUAAAUAAAUAAAUGAGGUCGAAGGAAAAUAAGGUAAUUCAUAAGAUGAUGGUUAAAAAAACAAAAAUGGUGGAUUUGUAAUUAAGAAAUAACUAACAGGGUAAUAAUUUCCUCAAGAAGAUAAUGGAAUUAAGAGUAAGAUGGCAGGUUUCUUUAAAAAAUGGUGAA